AUGGCCACCCAGGGCCACAUCAAGCAAUUUGACCCCACAGUCCCAGGGAAAUGGGACUCCUAUGCCACCAAGCUUGAGUUUUUCCAUGUGGCCAAUAACGUGACCGACCCUCUAUUGAAGCGAGCCAUGCUGUUCAGUGUGUGUGGGCCUGGCAUGUUCAAGAUUCCCCAGGCCCUCGAGGCCCCAACCAAGCUAAGCGAGAUGACAUUCAACACAAUAAUGCUGAAGUUGAGGACACACUUCGCUUCCCAGCCAUUGGAGAUUGCUUGCCAGCACGAGUUCUACAAGCGAAACCAGGCCUCAGGCAAAUCCAUAGAGGCCUUCAUCACAACCUUGCUGCAGGACACCCACCACUGCAACUUCAGCGACCUGGAGAUAAUGCUCCACAACCGUCUUGUGUGCAGGCUAAGGGAUGAGAAGCUACAACAGCACCUUUUUGCGAAGAAGGAUCUAGCCUUCCAGGUUGCCUUACACGAGGCCCUCACGGCAGAGACAGUCAGCAAGAUGAUGAGAGAGAUUCGCCAAGUGCAAAGCCCAUCCAUGGCAUGGAAGGCCGAGGCAGUGCACUCAGAGAAGAUUGUAGACAGUGAGGAAGGUGAGGACAUCCUGAGACUGUGCCUUGGCUUGUCCAAGUGUUUUGGCCAACAGAUAGGUGCAGAGGUGAAUUGCACCAGUUGCGGGGGCCAGCAUGAAUGCCAGUCAUGGUGUUUCUGUGAUGUCCAGUGUUGGGAAUGUGGGAAAACUGGCCAUAUUGAAUGCAACAGCCAAAUGAAGGAACAGUGGGACACUCCCUGGCAUCCAAUUUCAGGGCCUGGGGAUGGUCACCGCGGGACUCCAGGUGCAGUAGAAUGCCAUGCCAUAUCAGAGUGUACCUGCACACAGGAGCCAGCUGCCACAUCUAUCCAGAAUGCACAGCCAAUCUGCGAGAAGAUUCGAGUAGCCGUGAUCAUCCAGGGAACCCCAUGCGAAAUGGAGGUUGACUCCGGGUCAGCGCUCUCUGUUAUUUCUGCUGAGACAUACCAUCACAUCUGCCAGAAGGGAGGAGCCCCCUGUUUGCAGCCCUUUGAGGUGAUCCUGACAGACUUCCAGGGGAAGAAUGUGCCCAUUCAGGGCAUUGGCACGUUCACUGUCGAAUUUAAGCAUUUUAGCGGACCGCUGCAGCUGGUAGUUGUCAAAGGCCCCCACACCAGCCUACUUGGCCUCAACUGGUUCGACGCACUGGGCAUCCAUAUCACAGGGGUCCAGCACAUAGGCCAGUCCAGCUAUGAGGCCAUCUGUGAUGAGUUUGCAGCCGUGUUUGAUGUGUCACUGGGGUGCUACAAGGGCCCACCGGUCGCACUGAGCCUCAACCCGGCUGUAGUACCAAUCCGCAUGAAGGCUCGGCAGGUGCCAUUUGCCCUGAAGCCCAAGAUCGAUGCAGAGUUGGAUCACCUCAUCAAAGAAGGAGUCCUUGAGCCAGUCCUGCAUGCUCAGUGGGAAACCCCAAUUGUUACUUGCCUCAAGGCAAACGGGAAUGUGAGGAUCUGUGCUGACUACAAGUGCACCCUCAACAAAGCCUUGCAGCAGCAUGCAUAUCCUGUUCCAGUCGUGAGUCACCUUCUUGCAUCGCUGGCGAGUGGAAAAGUCUUUGCGAAGCUCGACUUGACCCAGGCAUAUCAACAACUCCCAGUUGACGAGGCCACCUCUGAGGCACAGACUAUCGUGACCCACCACGGGGCUUUCCGUGUCAAGAGACUACAGUUCGGUGUCAGCGUGGUCCCAGGCCUCUUCCAAAGCCUCAUGGAAGAUGUCCUGAAGGGUCUCCCUGGAGUAAUUCCAUAUUUUGGUGAUGUCCUCAUUGCGGGAGGGUCCGAGGCAGAGCUUGCAUGCCGUCUUCGAGAGGUCCUGCGCCGUUUUCAAGAUGCCGGCCUAAAGGUGAAGAAAGAAAAAUGCCAGCUGGGGAUCCCCAAGGUUGAGUUCCUCGGGUUCCUGAUCAACGCUGAUGGCAUCCACCCCACACCAGCAAAGGUAAAGGCCAUCCAUAGUGCUCCACCGCCACGCUGUAAGCAGGAGUUGCAGUCCUUCCUGGGCCUGUUGAACUUCUACCACUCUUUUACUGCUUUCAAUGCUGUCAAACACCUGCUCUCCUCUGACAGUGUCAUUACCCAUUUCAAUGAGACCAAGCCUGUUGUGCUUGCCUGUGAUGUCUCCCCAUAUGGAAUCGGUGCAGUCCUCAGCCACCAGUUGCCGGAUGGACGGGAGGCCCCUAUUGAAUUCUACUCCAGGACCUUGUCAUCAACGGAAUGCAAUUAUGCCCAGAUCGACAAGGAGGCCCUGGCUGUCGUGGCAGGGGUGAAUAAGUUUCACAACUACAUCUAUGGCCGCCACUUCACAAUUGUGACUGACCACAAGCCUCUGCUGGGCCUUUUUGCUCCUGAUCGGCAGACUCCUCAGAUCCUGUCCCCAAGGAUGUUAAGGUGGUCCAUCUUUCUCAGUGCAUAUGACUACGCACUUCACCACCGUCCCAGCAAGAGCUUGGGCCACACAGCUGCCCUAAGCCACCUGCCAUUGCCAGACAUAGACGCUGAUCCGUCCCCAGCCCACAGCGUGAUGCUGCUGGAGACUCUGCCCCAGCCACCGCUUCACACCACAGAUGUUGCCAUACACUCAGCAAAAGAUCGCACCCUUUCCCGUGUCCUCAACUGGGUGUGGAGAGGGUGGCCAGUGGGUCACCUCGAUGCCAAGUUCUCCCCAUUCAUCUCCCGGAAACAUGAACUGUCAGUUCACAAGGGAUGCCUGCUGUGGGGGAACCGGGUUGUGAUUCCUGCUAAGCUGCAGACCAGAGUGCUGGAGGAUCUGCAUGUGAGUCACCCAGGUAUCGUCCGCAUGAAAGCUCUGGCCAGGAGCUAUGUCUGGUGGCCAGGCAUUGAUGCGGAAUUAGAAGAAUGGAUCCGGUGCUGCCAGACCUGCCAAGAGUUCCGACCAGCCAUGCCGCAGUCCCUGAUCCAGCCAUGGGAGAUGACGCGAAAACCAUGGUCAAGACUCCACAUUGAUUUCGCUGGCCCGUUCCAAGGUCAGACAUUCUUGAUCAUUGUGGACACCUUCUCAAAGUGGCUUGAGGUGGUGCCAGUCUCAGCGAUGAACUCCAAGGUCGCCAUCUGGGCCCUGAAGUGGGUCUUUACCACACAUGGCCUGCCAGACAUCAUUGUGUCCGAUAAUGGAGCACAGUUCACAUCGGCUGAGUUCCAGAAGUUCAUGGCUGACAACCUAAUCCAGCAUGACACGUCAUCACCAUUUCACCCAUCAACAAACGGACAGGCCGAGAGAAUGGUGAGGACCACCAAGGAAUCCCUCACCCGGAUAGUCCAGGGGGACUGGAACCAGCGCUUAGCAGAUUUUCUGCUGCAGCAGCACAUCACGCCCUGCACCGUCACAGACCGAAGCCCUGCAGAGCUCCUCAUGAACCGGAAGCUGGCAUCGCUCCUGGAUCGGCUGCACCCCAACCUUGCAUCUGAUUGGCCUCCAGGCCAGGAGCCUCCAGCGGGCCCCAUGUCCUUCACCCCAGGUGACCCUGUCUACACCCAGAACUAUGGAGAUGGCCUUGCCUGGAUCCCUGCUGCUACCAGGGCAACUUGGCCAGUCUCCUACAAGGUUGCCAUGCCAGACAGUCGGGUGCACCGCCAGCAUGUGGACCAAGUGUGGCACCACCUAACUGAUGCCCCAGCUCCAGCUGCCACCACCACACCAAAGCACAGGGAUGAAGUGAAUGAUCAGCUCGGUUCACAGCCUGAUGCACCCAAGGAGGACCCUGUGUUCCCAGGAAGUACAGAGGAAUGGGGCCCUGGCACUGCACCACCAGACAGUGCCAAGGCAACAACACUGGUGACACCCAUGACACCAGCUCCAACACAAUCUCUAAAUGACCCAAGGGGGCGAGCUCUGCCGCUCUUAUAA
Messenger RNA from Podarcis raffonei (Aeolian wall lizard), 3933 nucleotides. RefSeq lists its product as uncharacterized. Gene Ontology annotation, biological process: DNA integration. Gene Ontology annotation, molecular function: nucleic acid binding. Bases 1 to 3933 code for a protein of 1310 amino acids. The record is from RefSeq and is a predicted model, not a curated record. Lineage: Eukaryota; Metazoa; Chordata; Lepidosauria; Squamata; Lacertidae. The transcript is spliced from 2 exons.